Messenger RNA from Uloborus diversus, 1349 nucleotides. RefSeq names its product NADH-cytochrome b5 reductase 3-like. The transcript has 9 exons. Bases 139 to 1050 code for a protein of 303 amino acids. Gene Ontology annotation, cellular component: mitochondrion. NCBI's taxonomy places the organism in Eukaryota, Metazoa, Arthropoda, Arachnida, Araneae, Uloboridae. Gene Ontology annotation, molecular function: FAD binding; oxidoreductase activity. The record is from RefSeq and is a predicted model, not a curated record.
AACUGCUUUUUUAACCUUUUUCAAUGAUCAUGAGAACGAUAUUUUUCUCUUACAUAAACAUUGAAGUUCUUUAAUUUUGCCUUUUUGAUACGCUUGUUAAAUUUUGAAAAUUUUCCGAAAUCUAUCAUUCAGUUAACAAUGUUCACUUCUGGAAACGUUAUACCAUUAGUUGUGAGUCUAGGACUCAUUUCAGUUACUGCAAUUUUGAUACAUUAUUUAAUGCAAAAAAAGCGGCAACCUCCCAAGUUGUUAAGAGAUCCUACUGUGAAAUACAGUGUUAAACUUGUGGAAAAAAAAGAAAUCAGCCAUGACACCAGAAGUUUUCGUUUUAUUCUGCCAAGUGAAGAGCAUGUGUUAGGACUCCCUGUUGGCCAACAUAUAUUCUUAAGUGCCAAAAUAGAUGGCAAUAUUGUUAUUCGUCCGUAUACACCUGUUUCUACAGAGGAUGAUAAAGGAUACUUUGAACUUGUUAUAAAGGUGUAUUUCAAAGGUGUUCAUCCUAAAUUUCCUGAUGGUGGUAAAAUGUCCCAGUAUUUAAAUAAUAUGAAAAUUGGAGACACAAUCGAAGUCAGAGGUCCUUCUGGAAGGUUGAUUUAUCUAGGAAGAGGAGAUUUUCGCAUAAAACCUGACACAAAGUCUGAUGCUGUGACUCAUAAGAUCAAGCAUGUAGGAAUGAUUGCUGGUGGAACAGGCAUAACUCCAAUGUAUCAGUUAGUGAAACAAGCACUGAAAGACCCAGAAGAUACCCUGCAAAUGUCUUUACUAUUUGCCAACCAGACUGAAGAUGAUAUUCUUCUUAGAACUGAGUUGGAAGAUUUAGCUAAUCAAUACAAGGAUAGGUUCAAGCUAUGGUAUACAGUAGACAGACCAACUGCUGGUUGGAAAUACAGCAGUGGAUUUAUUUCUACUGAAAUGAUUCAAGCACAUUUACCUCCUCCUUCUGAUAAUCCUCUUAUCCUGAUGUGUGGACCUCCUCCAAUGAUUAAAUUUGCAUGCAUACCAAAUUUAGAUCAAUUAGGAUAUAAUCCUCAAUUUAGAUUUGCAUACUGAUAUAAAAUCAAGUGCUUUAGAUUUUUAAUUUUAGAAAUUACUUUCAUUUUUACUCCUCUAACAAAUCAAAUGAGCUUAAGCAAAAUUCACUUGUCAUUGGUUACCCUAACAUUUAUAUUCCUUUAUUUUUAAGCAUAUUCAUUUUGUUGUGAACAAUGUAUUUACUUUUUAGACAUUUUUCUAGAAAUAAAAGGUGCAUUCAUUGUUUUGUUUGAUCCAAAAUUUUGGAGAAAUAGUUGAAAUUCAUCAAGUUACAUUGAAUGUAUGUUAUGUUGAUAAUAAAAGUCACUUAAUUCUUA